Molecule: messenger RNA, 2903 nt
Organism: Procambarus clarkii (red swamp crayfish)
Lineage: Eukaryota; Metazoa; Arthropoda; Malacostraca; Decapoda; Cambaridae
Product: SET and MYND domain-containing protein 4
Cellular component (GO): cytoplasm; nucleus
Molecular function (GO): histone deacetylase binding
Source: RefSeq, a predicted model, not a curated record
UCUUCUACAGUGGCUAGGCUGUGUUAAACUAAUGUGUUCCUCAUACUUGUGUUACGUGCAGUGAAUGUUAUAGUGUUUCCCGGCUGUUCUCCCAACACAAAGAACACACUCCAAUUGGAAAUAAAGUUAUCUAUACAGAGAAGUGACAGCGGAGCUCACAUCGACUACAUUAAAGGUGGAACUCACGAGAUAUCUUCAACAGGAACAUGGAUGAUUAUGAACAGUUCCUUAAGAAGAUACAAGAAGGGCUUCGCCUGAAAGAAGCUGAACAGGAAGCAGCUCAACAACCAGCUGUAGACUCAAGCUGUCACCAGCAGCAGCAGCAGCACCAGCACCAGCAGCAGCAGCAACCUUCACAGUCAGAACUUGGGAAGACCCAAAGCACUCCCUCACCAUCAUUCCAGGCCCUGUAUGAUGACAUCUGCCAACGCAUUCGCUCUUCUGGCACACUCGACGCCCUUAUGAAAGACUUCGAGGAUCUUAAAACAGAUUUAGAGAGAGUGAAAUAUGUCGCUCAGAUGAAUGAGAUAAGGGCAAUGAAACUAGAAGAAAAUUAUUCCAAGAAGAGUGAGGAAGAUGCCAUCAGUUACGAAAAGGUGUACGAGAUGCUCAUCCCCAACGAGGCAUCCGCCAGCAAGGCUCUGGAGGUGAUGAAGAAAUGUAUUCAGAAGACUCCGGUUACGGAUACCACCACCCUGGCCCUCAGGUAUAUGAAGAGAGGUUGGGCGUCGCUUCUCUUGGAGUAUUUUGACGACGCCAAAGUUGAUGCUCUGAAGAGUUUGUCUUUUAACUGUCCAGAGGAACUGCUAUGGAACUCAUUUGAGAUCCUGGGUUACUGCAGUGCAAGGAUAAACGACAACAAGGCAGCCGAGUCCUACUUCCUUAAAGCAUUAGAUCAUCUGCGAAAAAGCAACGCGACAAAUGAAAUCAAAGCAGCAGUUACUGGCAGAGUUAUGACGGUGUUUAAAACCAUCAAAACCAAAAAGUCUAAAAAAGUCUCGAAGGAAGAACCAAAGAAAAGGAAGUGUGUGCCUCAAGUCAGCUACGGACCACACAAGAAUUUCCCAAGUGCGUCGUCUGUACUCGACUUCGUUAUUACAGAAGACAGAGGUCGAUGCACCAUCGCCAAGAAAGAUAUAAAGCCAGGUGACAUCUUGAUGGUAGACAGUCCGUUCUGCACAAUGGUGAACGCCGAGGUCCUAAGCACCCAUUGCUUCCAUUGCUACACCCCCUGCACCACCCCCGUCCCCUGCCGCGCCUGCGCAAAGGUGUGGUACUGUAGCGACGGGUGUGAGGCGUCGUCCUGGAGUAGGCUUCAUUGCUCAGAGUGUAGCGUCCUCAACCACAUCAUGGAUCCCGGUAUAGGCAAGAUGGCCCUCCUAGCCUAUAGAGUGAUGACCACAGUAACAUGGCAAGGGCUACAGAAGUGGCGACCAGAGAUACUGAAUCUGACGGAGAGCGAGCCAAGGGAGGUUGAGACGCCUUGCGGGGAGGACCAUCCUGGAGAGGCUGACAAGGAAGCUUCACACCAGAGGGCCUUCACUUGGAAAGGAAAGUACUCUCCGCGGGACUACAGGACCGUCCUCCAUUUAGCAACCAACUCGACGAAACGGACAUUCGGCGACCUGCUCAAGCGAGCCAUCACUGCGGUGUAUCUGGCUCACUGUCUCAGGCUCACUGGUUACUUCGGCUCAGACAACGUUGAAGAAGAAGACGUCAUGUUUGCUGCUAGUCUGCUGCUCAGACACUUACAAGGUGGUUCUUGCAAUGCUUACGAGAUCGGCGAAUUUGACGUUGGUCCCGAGGGCGUAGCGGUUGGUAAGAUGGUUGAGGUGGGAGGGGCUUUGUACACCACAAUCUCUCUCACCAAUCACUCUUGUGUCGCCAAUGCCACCCGCUACAGCGUGGGUGAUCAGUGUGUACUGAGGGCAACCAGGUCAAUUUCCCGUGGAAGCGAGGUUUUAGACAAUUACGGUUUUCACUUUUACUUAAGUACUGUCAAUGAAAGACAAGAAGCUCUAUUUAAUCAAUAUAAAUUUAAGUGUAUGUGUGAAGCGUGCAGGUGGAUAUGGCCUUUAUAUCCCCACCACCCGGCCGAGACACUCAUCUUCAAGUGUCCGGCGCCAUCUUGCGGCGGCUCUUGCUGCUACUCCACUAGUAGCCGGUCCAAAUGCAACAUGUGUGGCAACCAACAAGAGUAUUCCAAGCUACUACAGGAAUUAGAACUACAGUUAAGCAGCUUCAGAGAUGCGCUGGACAAGCUAAAAAAAGGAGACGUAUCGUGUGCCCUGCCCUCGCUGCUGGCCCACCAAGCCUUCCUGGACCACCACAUAGUGGAGCCGGUGAAGCACUACACCGACACACAAGAGGCUACCAGACAGUGCUUCAACUACCAGGGUAACGUCCACCUGCCCCGGGAGGCUGUCGCUCUGGCCCAGCCAGAGUACCGCCCGCCGCCUAGGCUGAAGGCACCCUCCAGGAAGGUAUUUAUGCAACAGUAGUCCCCCAGCUUAUCGAGAGGUCACGACCUCUUCGCAGGGUGCAGUCGCACCUCCACAGAUCUCCAGUAUCAGCUAAUGAUACUGGUUCAAGUUAAAGUUAAAGUAUGUUUAUUGAGAUAAGCAAGAAAUACAUCUCAAAGGGAUAGAGUAGCUUAGGCUAUUUCUACCCCCCAUGAUACUGGCAAUGGUUCCAAAAGGUUACCACUUACGGGCUAUUCAUGCCCGUGCCACCUUUUGGGUGGUUUAAUCUUCAUCAAAUCAAAUCAUCCCAGCUUAUAACUCACCUCCGUGCUGGGAGAUAUGUUUAGCCAGUUACAGUGCCAGUAUUAGAAGAAUUACAACAGUAAGAUGAAAAUGUAAUCCAUAAUUUGUGAUCAUUAAUUAAAAUUGAAAAAGGUUAUA